GCUCCUUGAGAUAAUUAUUUUAAUAAAAAAUUGAUUAGGGAGACCUUUAGUCUUCUCUCAUAGUCUAAUUUUUAGUUUUGCCUUCUCAUAAAGGAGGUUUGUUUACGAUUUUUUAAUCGAAAUGUUAGAAAAAGGUAAAACUUUCUUCCUUUUGGUUUGUCUGAUUUUGAAAAGCCAAGGUACACCAAGUAGAAAAAUGGGCACCGGGAUUGUUGAUCUUUACCUGGAUUUCACCACAAAUGGAAUAAAUUUUGACUUGAAAAGACAAAAUAUUUCCAAAAUGACGGGAACCAUAGGAUCGGGCUUUGACUUUACACAUGAUAGCCCCGUUGAUUACGAAGUUACGAUCAUCGAUGUUGAUAAUGGAUUUAGAAUUGAAUGGGUUUCAAACAAUACUAGUUUGGUGAUAACGGAUUGUUUAAAUCUACAAAAAGGUACGUUAAAUUGGUAUGGAGGCCCUCAAAUCUAUCAGCAAGAAUGGCCAAUAGAAAAGCUACAAUUAAGCGGAAACGAUCCCUACGUUCUCAGGAAAGCCAGCAACUUUGCAGUUCCCGAAAGGUAUUGGUUAAAUUCUAUUGGCGCAUUUAUAUACAUCGAUGAACGGGUACCAUUGUUUGUUGACCAAAACCUCGGUGAAAAGGCCUGUUUUAUAGCGAAAAACCAGGGACCUUAUGUAGGCAGAGAGAGGUUGAUACAUCGUUACCACCUUAUAGCUAUGGAUGAUCCAGUUUCUGCUCAUAAAUAUGCUGCUAUGAACUUUUGGUUAAAGCCUCAAUAUAUUCCCAAUGAGAAAAUGAUCAGCGAGCCAAUCUGGACGACUUGGGCAAAGUACAAAAAAAACAUUGACGAAAAUAUGGUUAGAGAAUUUUCUUAUGAUAUAUUAAACCAUGGAUUUAAAGGACAGAUUGAAAUUGAUGAACAGUGGGAGACAUGUUUUGGAUCCAGAGUCUUUAUUCCUGACAAGUUUGGCAAUAUUUCGAAUAUAGUCAAAGAUUUACAAGAUAAGAAUUUUAGAGUUACUCUUUGGGCUGCUCCUUUUGUAAACCUUGAUUGUACUGCCUUGGUAGAGGAAGGUGAACGAAAUGGAUACUUUGUAAAAAAUACAGAAGGAAAUAUGUCAACUGUAUGGUGGGAGAGUAAUGAUGCACGUCAAAUCGAUUUUACCAAAGAAAAUGCCAGAGAAUGGUAUGCUGAGAAGCUGAGAAAACUUCUACAAGAUCCCGGUGUAGAUGGUUUUAAAUUUGAUGCCGGGGAGACGGACUAUGUUGCUCAGCCUGCUGUUUACAAUAAUGAAGAUCCUGAGUUGGUACCAAAUAUUUUUAGCCAAAGAUACAUUGAUACUAUCGCGGAGUUUGGCAAUCUUAUUGAAGCGAGAUCGGCAUUUAGAACGCAAAAUUAUGGUAUAUUUUUGCGAAUGAUUGAUAAAGAUUCGCUAUGGGGAUUAGACGAUGGAUUGCAGUCAUUAGUCACUACCCUUCUACAGCUAAAUAUGGUUGGAUAUAGCUUUGUGUUACCUGAUAUGAUCGGUGGAAAUGGCUACAGAGCUCAACCUACCCUAGAGCUACUGAUUAGAUGGACUCAAGCUACAGUAUUUAUGCCUUCAAUGCAGUUUAGUUAUUUACCAUGGGAUUUUUCUGAAGAUGCACAGCUUAAUGGAACCGAAAUAAUAAGGAGCUUUAUUGAACUACAUGAAAAAUAUAGUCCUCAAAUCAUAGCAGCUCUACAAGGGACAGUUCGAGAUCAAACACCAGCUAACCCACCAAUUUGGUGGAUAGCACCAGAUGAUGAAAUUGCUUUGCAGACUUAUGACGAGUAUCUUCUAGGAGACUCCAUCCUGGUAGCACCCGUAAUGGAAGAGGGCGCAACUGCGAGGUCUGUAUACCUUCCAAAUGGCACUUGGCUAGAUGGAACUGACGGAACUACCACAUACGAUGGACCAAUUACCUUGAAUUAUAACGCACCACUUAAUGUGCUACCUUGGUUUAUUAAGGAAUAAAUAUUCUAUUUAAAAUAUAGAAGUAAAAAUGCAAGGCCAAUAAUAACCGACGUUUAUUGUAAGAUUCUUAUUUAAUUAAAUUAUAACAACUUAUUAUCAUUAAUUAUCGCAUUUGCAGUAAAAUUAUAUUAUUGGAUUAGCACUUAAUAGUCAUACAUUUCAAUUGUUUUAAAAAGCUCGAUGCAAUAAUAAAUUGACAUAUUCAGAAUCUUUAAAUUA
This is a messenger RNA of Anthonomus grandis grandis, 2215 nucleotides long. Its product is annotated as myogenesis-regulating glycosidase-like. The transcript has 14 exons. The record is from RefSeq and is a predicted model, not a curated record. Gene Ontology annotation, biological process: carbohydrate metabolic process. Gene Ontology annotation, molecular function: hydrolase activity, hydrolyzing O-glycosyl compounds. NCBI's taxonomy places the organism in Eukaryota, Metazoa, Arthropoda, Insecta, Coleoptera, Curculionidae. Bases 122 to 1996 code for a protein of 624 amino acids.